GUUUAGUGUUCAAGUGAAUUAUCAUUGUUUUACGUACCUUGAUUAGCAUGGAGUUGGGCUUAUCUAAUACGUUGUUGGCGGGUGAUCCACGAUUAGUCGAUCACAUCGUCGGGGAAGUUAAGUCUCAAGGGAUUUUCGAUCAAUUUCGUAAAGAAUGUAUCGCUGAUGUUGAUACAAAGCCAGCAUAUCAGAAUUUACGUACAAGAGUUGAAGGAUCUGUAAAUUCCUUCCUUAGCAAACAGUCAUGGAAACCAGAUUUAAACAAGAAUCAGCUGCGAGAAACUUUACGCAAACAUAUACAUGACGCUCCUUACUUGGAUGCUGGUGUAGAGCGUAUAGUGGAUCAAGUAGUGAACCCAAAAGUAUAUUCUGUUUUUAUGUCACAGAUUGAGGAUGUAGUUUAUAAAUUUCUUGGCUUAGAAAGACCCAAAACAAAAGAAAAAAAUGGUGCUUGUGGCCUUAAAGACUUAUUACCUAAGGACUUGGAUCCUGUUUCACCGGAAUCUGAUAAAAAUAGUUUGAAGGAUGUGUCCUUAGAGUCUGUGGAUGCAAUGGAAGAUUUAGAGGCAAAGAAAGAUGAAAAGUUAUCUCAUGAAGAAAGCUUACAAGAAGAUGAGACUUCUAAUGAAAAAAAUAGAGAUAAUGAUUUGGAGAAUGGACAAAUUUCAUCAGAGGAGAAGACAUUAUUCGAAAGUGUUAAAAAUCUUCAUAAGACUGAUAGUAAUUUAAAUUUAAAUACAUCUGGAAAGUCGGAUGAUAAAACAGAAGAGGAGGAAGAAGAUAGUCCUACCUUUGAACCAAUAGAUAUUAUGAAUUUAAAUGAAUCUAAUCUGUCCAAUGAUUCACAUUUAUCAGGAAUAUCGGAAUUAACUAGCCAUCGAUCUAGAAGUCCCGAUUUUUGUAAUGAAUUGUCAAGGGAUAAUUUUGAUUAUAGCAAUCAAGAUUCACAACUAAGCAAAGUAUCUUCUGACUCUCGAUUGUCUAUUGUGACAGACUUUGGAUCUUCAAAUCAUGCAUCAACGCCAAUACAUGAUGCACUUAAAGAGGAAGUCAAUAAAGAUAAGUGUGAUGUAAAAAAUGUUAAAGACAAUUUUAAAGCUGUCAGAGAAUAUGAUUCUAGUAAAAAUAAAAGUAAAAAUAUUUUUGAAUUAAAUAAAGGUAAAGAUGUACAAGAUAUUAAAGAUUCUAAAAGUAGUAGAUACAGUUUAUCAUCUAAAGAAAAUUCUCGUGAUGCUACUGAUAGUAGCGUAAAAGAUAAGUACGAACAUAAGCAUAGAGAGAGAAGCCGGGACAGUGAAUCUAAAUCAAAAUCGAGAGAUAAGAACCACACAAAAGAUGGAAGACAUCAUAGAGAUAGAAGUAGCGACAAAAAGAAACAAAGAAGUCACAACAGUACAAAGUAUGAUAAAUACGACAAGAGUAAGUCUAAAGAGAAAGGUGAUCAACCGAAAGAUGGUAUUGAUAGAACCAAAGAUUCAGAAAGGGAUAGCUACACUAAAGUAAAAGAAGACAAAAUGAAAGAAAUAGACAAAAAAGAUAGCGUUAGUAAAGAAGGAAAGGAUUUAAAAGAUCUCUACAAAGAAAAAAUUAGAGAACUUAGGGAGAAGAAAGAAUUAACAGAAAAAGAAAAGUUAAAUAAAGAUAACAAAGAAGCAAAAUCGAACAAAGAAAAUAAAGAUAAAAAAGAUUCACCAAAAGAUAAAAAAGUUUAUAAAAAAGAUCAUAAAAGUUCUUCUUCCAAAAGUUCUUCGUUGACCUCUAAUGAAAUUAAAACUAUUAAAUCAUCAGACAAGGUUGAUGGAAAAGAAAAACGAAUUGAAUCAAAAGAUAAAAUUAAACGAGAUGAAAGACGUAGUUCGAAAGAUAUAAAGUCAAAAAAUCAUAUAAGUACUAAGACAGAGUCGACUGAAAAAUUAGAGAAACAAGAUGUAAAGAAAAUUAGUAAAAAUGAAAAGGAUGAAAAAGCUGAGAAGUCUGAAAUUAAAAAAGAUAUUAAAUCGAGCAAUGAAAAGGUAAAUGGUAAAAAAGAUAUAAAGAAUCAUAUACAAAAUAAAAGUUCAACACGAAAUGAAAAAUUCGAUAACAAAAAAGAGAGUAAGAAUGAUUCCCAAAACAAAGACAAGAAGCGGAGGGAAGAGAAAAAAUCGAAAUCGAAAGAUGAUCAUUCUAGUUUAAGAAAGAACUCUAAUGAUCGGCGAUCAACUGAUAGGGAUGGUUCAAAUGGGUCUAGUAGUAAAAGUUCACAAUCUAGUAAUUCUAGUUCUAGUAGUGGUGGUAAUAAAUCAAGUACAUCAACCUUAUCCAAAGAAUCAAAUCAUAUGAGCAAUUCUGGUAGUGAAACAUCGGACAAUAUAGAAGAAAUACAUACAAAUGAUUUAAAAUUACCAUUAGAGCAACCAGAUUAUAAAUUGGAUCAUGUAGAGUACAAAACAGAUAAUAGCAGUACUUACGAAGUGCAUGUUAAGCAGGAAUCAGAAUCCAAUGAUGUUAACUUACCAUUGAAGAAACGACCAUUACUUACCGAUGUUAACAAUACUUCAGAAGUGAGAGUGAAGAAACCAAAAUUUGCAAAGAACAUACAUGAAGCUAAGAAAUUAAUGAAAAUUCGAAAGCAAAUAGGGAAGCAGAAGCUCAAAGAAAAUAAAAAGAUAGAGAAGAAACUUCAACAGAAAGUAGAACCUUCGGUACAGUCGAGUUCCGUAAAUAAUGAUAACUUUGAAAGUGUACCAGAUGAGGAACGUGUUCAAAUAAUAGAGAUACCAGAUGAGGAGUACGAAGAACCGUAUCCUGAAAACUAUACUCAUUUAACAUUAGAAGAAAGAUCAAUAAUGAUGUUACAGAGUGAAGCAGUUGCAAAGGAUUUAUUAGAAGUACACUCUGAUUUGAAAAUAAAAUUGUCCGAUAUGGAACUAUGCAUACAGAAAUCAUUAUGUGAAACACUUCCCACGAAAAUAUUAGAAAAGGUAUCUCUACAGCAAGCAACUACCAAUGUGCAAACUGGUACCUCCAAUAAUGAAAACAAGAACGAUUUACAAAAUGAAAAGUCUCCAUCAACAAUGAGAGAAACAACAAAAAGCAAUAUACUAGAGUCACAAAGGGCACACGACCUCAUAGGCAUGCAUUCUGAAAAAAAGGAAGUGAGGCAAGAAGUUAGCACAUUUAAACUAGAAAAAAGUGUAACUUGUCAAGAAGGAAAUUCUUCAUGUAGUAUUACUGAAGAAAAUAGUAAAGAAAAAGUAACAAAUCAGCCAAAUACAUCGAAAGCUAUAGUACACAACACAAAUCGUUUAAAAGACGAAAAAGAGAUAGAAAUACCUACAAUGUCAGCAUCUAGAUAUGAAGACAAUUGUCAAGCUGUUCAAAAUAAUAGCUAUUCUAAGGUAUGCACAGGCAUAACUGAAGAAAAUUAUCUGACGCGUGUUAAGAAUGAAUUUCGGACUACAGAAUGUAUCUUGACUGAGGACAAUGAAGAUUGCCGUUAUUUCAAAGCGGACAAUGAAAAAUCUGAAAAAUUCUCUAAUUUCUUAGAAUCUCUGGAAUUAGUGGAAAAUAGUUCCUUAGAAGACAUAAUAGAGAGCUUAGGAGGUCAAGUUAUAUCUUCAAUGCCAAAAGCUAUGGCACCUCCUUUACCAAAACGUAAACACUCAACUAGCCCAUUGUCGGAUAUAUUGUUAAAUAACUCGAAUAAUAACAAUGAUGGUCAUAAAAAAGUACUAAACAUACCGAAUGAAGAUGUUUUGAAUAGUAUGAAGAAAAGGAAACUUCUUGGACCUAAAAAGCAAAGGCUACAAGCAAACACAUGUGCUCCGCAAGGACUAUUAAAUGGAGAAAAUUUUGUUAUGCCUCUAAGCCCAGAAAGUGAUGUGUCCGCGACCAGUGAAAAAAUACCAUCAUCGAAUCUAAUUAAAGAAGAUAAAGGCCGGCAUAGAAGCAGUCAGCGUUAUUCAAGUGAUGACUUAUACAAACCACGUCCAUUAUUUGCAAGUUCUUCUCGCAGAAGUAGAAGAUCUAACCAGGCAUAG
This is a messenger RNA of Dufourea novaeangliae, 4022 nucleotides long. It is a transcript of the gene BOD1, whose product is annotated as biorientation of chromosomes in cell division protein 1-like 1. The record is from RefSeq and is a predicted model, not a curated record. Bases 48 to 4022 code for a protein of 1324 amino acids. NCBI's taxonomy places the organism in Eukaryota, Metazoa, Arthropoda, Insecta, Hymenoptera, Halictidae. The transcript has 3 exons.